Messenger RNA from Drosophila ananassae, 2572 nucleotides. RefSeq lists its product as uncharacterized. The coding region runs from base 451 to 1527 and encodes 358 amino acids. The transcript is spliced from 2 exons. The record is from RefSeq and is a predicted model, not a curated record. NCBI's taxonomy places the organism in Eukaryota, Metazoa, Arthropoda, Insecta, Diptera, Drosophilidae.
CAAGAUUGCAUGGUUAUGUAGAAACUUUGUUUGGCAGGAGAUGCUUUGUGAGAGACAUAAAUAAUACAAUUCCUUAUGUAAGACAAUUUGCAGAAAGGGCAGCAAUAAACGCACCACUGCAAGGCACCGCCGCUGAUAUAAUAAAACGUGCGACGAUUCAGCUUUUUGACCAAUUAAAAGUAGGUAAAAUAAUCCUCCAGGUUCACGAUGAACUACUGGUUGAAGUAGAAGACGAAAAGGUACAAGAAACAGCAAAACUUAUGAAAGAUAUAAUGGAAAAUGCAAUAGAAAUUUCUGUACCACUUGAAGUAGAAAUAAAAGUUGGCGACAACUGGGGUCUAAAUUCCCUUAAUUAUGACUUAAACAUCGUGAAUUCUAGGAGUAUAAAUCAUUUGAACUAAUACGAAAAAUAUGUUAGAAUAGAACAUAGCAAAUGCAAAUAGGUCAGCCAUGACAGGCCCACAAGUAAAAAGUUCAAAACCUCCAAAGUUACCUACUCAGGUAACUAACGAAGAUGAGAAAAUUUUUGAAAAAGAGGAACAUCAGGUAAUCCAUGAUGCCUUUAUACAAUUGCUAAAAAACAAAGUACAACCUAAAGAAUUAAAGGAAGAUGACGAGGCAGUACUCGCUUUCAUGCUAAGUCAGAAUCAAAUUAUAUUCAAUAAUGUCAAGCUAGAAGAUGUAGAACCACUCAGUGAAGAGAAUUUUUCUCAGUUUUUACUUUCCGUAUUUGAGAAAAUUAGAGAGAAAAAAUUAGCUAAUGAGGAGAAUCUCAAGAAUGGUAAAAUAAAAGAAGUAGUAGAUGACUGUGUAGCUGAUAUACGCGGUACAGAAGCUAAAGAUUCAUCCAUAAAGUUUGUAUUGGAAAUGCUGCUGCUGCUAAUUGGAGGGAUCAAAAUAGACCCGAAAAAUAUUUCUGGCUCCUUUAUGGAUGGGAUGAAAGAAAAAAUACCAUUCUUAGGUAAAGAUAAAAAAGAAGAGGAUGAACCACCACUCAGUGAUGAAGAGAUGGUAACAACGUUCUUAAGCAAGAUCUUUUUUCCUGUCCUUCUUUCCACUAUUCCAAUGUUAAUUUUUGGUCCUACUACACUCGGAGUAGUUCUUACUGCUAUCGGCACAAUAUUUGCCAUAAAAGGAGGAGUGGAGGUUCUUUUUUCAAAUGACAAAAAAGGUACUUUGUAUAACCCUCAUUCACGGGAUGAAAAGGAAAGAAAAGAAUGGGGUAAUGAAAUUAGCGAUGGCAUCAAUAAAAUUUUAGGAACCCCAGUCGAGAAGGCUAAAGGGAGUGAGCAACCCAUUUCUGUUUCUGAACAAAUUUCCCAAGGAAAAGAAAAGAGUGAACAACAACCUGUUCCUGAGCAAAUUUCCCAGAGAAACAACAGGGAAAACGAAAAGAGUGAGCAGCGCGAUCAAUCUUGGACAGGAAAGGAAAACAAACGAAGGGAAGAACCACAGAGCAGCAAAGCACAUACAACAGGAGUAUGGUCAGACGGAUUUUCUAGCUUACGCAAUCUAUCAUCUAUGUAGCAUGUUUCCAAUUUAUCUACAGCUUGUGGUGAUAACAGCAUAUAAUCUAUUCGCAUUCCUUGAUUAUUUCUGAGUGAAUUGCCUUGAUAAUGCCACCAAGUGAAUUGUUGCAAAUUUGGGUGAGAUAUUCUAAACGCAUCUUUAAACCCAAGAUUCAAGAUCGCUCUUAACUUCUCACGUUCUCUUAUAUGAAAGCACACUUGGCCAUUCAAUAAGUUUGAAUCAAAGACAUCAAUUUCAUCCGGUGCAACAUUAUAAUCGCCAGCUAUAAUAGUUAACUCUUCAUUCUUUAACAAAGUGCUCAUCCUUUCAUAUAGAUUAUCAAAAAACUUGAGUUUAUAUUCAAAUGCUUGAGAGUCCGGGCUUUGACCGUUUGGAACGUAUACACUUCCCACCCUUACCUUCUGAUUAUUGUGCUUUAUUAUGCACUCUAUAUAACGCGCUUCUUGAUAACCUUCUACAAUGUCAAUUUUAAACUUUUCCAGUAUUGGAUAUUUAGAUAAAACACAAACGCCAUUUCUUGCAACUUGUCCAUAGAUAGCAUAUUCAUAUCCUAACUUUUCUAUCUCUGCAUAAGGAAAUUGCUCUUCCGUACAUUUUAUCUCUUGCAGCAAAACUAUAUCUAUCUGACUAUCAACUAUAAAACUACAAAGUUGAUUAACUCUUUUACGUAUGGAGUUUACGUUCCAAGUUGCAAUCUUUAGCAUCAGCAAUCCUUAUUAAUUAUAUCAAUUAAACUCUCCCCAGUAGGCAACCUCGAUGUUAUAAUUUUUUUCCACUUGAUUAACUUUAAACUAUCAGCAAUGUUUUUACUCAUGGUAUAUGCAACUGUAUUAUUCAUCACAUGAGAUAGCCCACUUUUUAGAACUAAUGAACAAAAUACCCUUGCUGUCUGUGAGGAAAAAAAAGCAACGCUAUCAAUUUUACCAUCCAACAGUAAAUUUUUACACCUAUUAGUUAGACUCCUUUUAAUGAUUGUUUUAUAGAGUACAACUUCUCUUACGUUAAAAUCUUCUUCAGAUAAUCUCUUUUUGAGGUCACAUGA